AGCUCAGCCAGACUGAAUGGACAUGCUCACACACAAAUCAGGGCUUUCCAACUCCGGUCUCCUCGGAAGCUGCUGUGUGAAAACCUCUAGAUGCUUCGCUGCUCCGGUGCUUAAUUGAUUACUGCGGAGGCUUGAUAAUGAGUCAGUCAUUUUGAUUCAGGUUUGAGUUGACGCUGGCCGUUGCUGAGCAGGAUGAUUGAUGUGCGAGCAUGGGCAGAGUAUGUUGUGGAGUGGGCUGCCAAAGACCCCUACGGUUUCCUCACCACCGUCAUAUUGGCUCUGACCCCUCUGUUCAUCGCCAGCGCGCUGCUGUCCUGGAAACUGGCCAAGAUGAUCGAGGCACGUGACCGCGAACAAAAGAGAAAGCAGAAGCGUCAGGAAAACAUAAACAAGGCCAAGAGGAAGAAAGACUGAAGGCGCUGGAGGAACGGGGGGUCUUGAUGGGGGCGGCGUGAAGGAAGCGAGAGAGCUCAACCCCAGCCCUGCUGUCAACACCGGGCUGCUAUGCCUCAUGUCCAAGAGGAAGGACGCUGGCCCCUUGAACUUGACAGUGG
Messenger RNA from Gambusia affinis (western mosquitofish), 554 nucleotides. It is a transcript of the gene smim15, whose product is annotated as small integral membrane protein 15. The transcript is spliced from 2 exons. The record is from RefSeq and is a predicted model, not a curated record. NCBI's taxonomy places the organism in Eukaryota, Metazoa, Chordata, Actinopteri, Cyprinodontiformes, Poeciliidae. Bases 193 to 414 code for a protein of 73 amino acids.